Aspergillus nidulans FGSC A4 is the source of this 4587-nucleotide messenger RNA. RefSeq names its product sulfite reductase (NADPH) subunit beta. Gene Ontology annotation, molecular function: heme binding; FMN binding; oxidoreductase activity, acting on the aldehyde or oxo group of donors. Gene Ontology annotation, cellular component: sulfite reductase complex (NADPH); cytoplasm. The transcript has 4 exons. The record is from RefSeq and is a predicted model, not a curated record. Gene Ontology annotation, biological process: sulfur amino acid biosynthetic process; sulfate assimilation. The coding region runs from base 1 to 4587 and encodes 1528 amino acids. Lineage: Eukaryota; Fungi; Ascomycota; Eurotiomycetes; Eurotiales; Aspergillaceae.
AUGGCUCCUGUGACAUCCGCUGGAGAGGCCGUGGCAAGAAUCGCCUACCAGGCCAGCGAGGUCGUCCUCUCCGUCCAGCCGUCUCUCCAGUCCGAUUCUUGGUUCACAAAAACCCUGAAGAGUUUGAAGGCUGCCGGUGCCCGUAGCGUCGUGCCGGAAGGAGUUCCAGAUGUCGUCUCCGUCCGAUACAACGAGGACCCUUUCCUCUCUGCCUUCCACCCUCUACAAUCUGGCAAAGUAGUGUCCGCUGUUACCAGCUCGUCUACACUCCUCACCUCGAUCCCCCACCUGUACCGUCUCGCGAACUCUCCCGUCGUCAUUCACGUUGCAUUGGAACCCUACCCUUUCCCAGACUACUCCGCCAUCAGUUCCAUCCGGCAAUGCGGUUUCACAUUCUUGCACUCUGAGACAUUGCAGGAGGCCCAGGAUAUUGCGUUGACCGCUCAUGCUUUGGCUCGCAAGUCGGGCAAGGGUGUCAUUCACUUCUUCGACCCCGCAAACUCGGCAAACGACGACGCCAUCGAGCAGGAGGACGCACAGACUCUAAAGUCUAUUCUGGACCUGAGCCGAAGCGCUGUCUCUCAUUCCGAGGGACAUGGUGUCGACACUCUUUACGCUGAGACAGGACGUGUUGCGACAGUCUCUGAUGAGACCGUGGAAAGCUCUACGGCUGCCCAGGUUGAGGAAACAGCCACCCCUACUCAGCCCUCUCAGACGCCGUCCAGCCGUAGCGUUGCCAACUCAUCGGUUGGAUCUUCAGAGCGUGAUAGCAGCGUUGACAGCCGCGCAACUAGCUCCGCUGCAACUACUGUGGAUGGCUCCGUGCGACCAGUCAGUGCCACCGAUAUCUUCAGUUGGGCCAGUCAAAUAUGGAAAGCGUUGUCUGAAAUCACCGGCCGUAACUAUCGCGCCAUCGAAUACACUGGGCCCUCUGAUGCCAAGUCGGCUAUCUUCGUCUUUGGCUCUACCGGCGUCUUCGUCGACGUUCUCAGCAAGGAGGAUGUUCCCGCUGAGCUCACGAACAUCGGAUUGAUCACCGCUCGUCUGUACCGUCCCUGGGUUGGUGCCGAGAUUGCGAACUCGAUUCCCCGUUCGAUUGAGAAGAUCGCGGUUCUUGAGCAGGUCCGGAAGACCACCAGAUGGGGCCCUUCCUUCAUGGACCUCCUUUCCAGCCUGACUCCGGCCGCUGUUGGAGGACGCAGCCCGCAAAUUGUGGGCUACAGACUCGGCUACGUCGAGCCUUCCACUGCUGUCCAGGCUCUUCGUGGAAUCAUCCAAAACCUCAGCUCUCCUUCUCCUAUCCAGAGUCUUGAAAUCGGCAGUUCCAACGUUCCUACUCUCCAGACCCCCCUCGAGCAGCCCCGUAUUGAGAACGCCUAUCUGAAAAUCCUGAACCAGCUUUUCGGUGAGCGGUUAUACCUUGCGAACCAGCUUAGCUCGAACAACGCCGGAAUUUCUUCCACCAUUGCGGCCAGCCCUGAGUACGGUUUCGGUUCUCUGAUUGCUAGAAAGGAACACCGCCAGCGCUUCAUCCGUGAGGUUGAGGCGGCUUCCAAGUCCAACAGCUUUGCAACUGACGUCGUUUCCAAAUGGCUUGCCGACUGGGCUUUGAAUGCGACUGACGCUACAAAGGCCAACAGGUUGGCGCCAGAUGUCAUUGCUCGUCUCAGCAACGACGGCUCUGCGCUUUCAAAGCAGCUGCUGCAGACUAAGAAGCUGUUCUACAGUGAAUCCCAGUGGCUCAUUGGUUCCGACGCCUGGGCUUAUGAUCUUGGUAACUCUGGUGUUCACCACGUUCUUGCUUCUGGAGCGGACGUCAACAUGCUCGUCAUUGACUCUCAGCCUUACUCUGAGCGCUCCGCAGCAGACCCUACCCGCAGAAAGAAGGACAUCGGUCUCUAUGCUAUGAACUUUGGCAACGCUUAUGUCGCUUCCGUUGCUGUCUACAGCUCUUACACCCAGGUUCUCCAGGCCAUGGCAGAGGCUGAGCAGUUCAAGGGCCCGUCCAUCGUAGUCGCUUACCUACCGUACAACCAGGAGAACGACUCCGCCCUCACUGUUCUUCAGGAAACCAAGAAGGCUGUUGACCUCGGUUACUGGCCGCUCUAUCGCUGGAACCCCGCCAACGAGGACAAGGGCGAGCCUAAGUUCGCUCUGGACUCUGAGCGUGUCAAGCGCGAGUUGGAGGAGUUCCUCCGCCGGGACAACCAGCUUACCCAACUAAUGAACCGCCAGCCCAAGUUCUCCUCUGUCCUCUCCGAGUCUUACGGUACGGAGGUCCGCGCUAUCCAGAAGCGCAAGGCCAAGGACUCCUAUGAGAAGCUGCUCGAAGGUCUCUUUGGUGCUCCUUUGACUAUCCUCUUCGCGUCUGACGGUGGCAACGCCGCGACACUGGCCAAGCGACUGGGUAACCGUGGACGUGCCCGUGGGCUCAAGACCUUGGUCAUGGCCAUGGAGGACUACCCAUUUGAGGACUUGCCCACCGAGGAGAACGUCGUCUUCAUCACCAGUACCGCAGGCCAGGGAGAAUUCCCACAGAACGGCCGUGCCUUGUGGGAGUACGUGAAGAACACUGGUGACCUCGACCUGUCCACCAUCAACUACUCCGUCUUCGGUCUCGGAGACAGCCACUACUGGCCUCGCAAGGAAGACAAGAUCUACUACAACAAGCCCGCUAAGGACCUUGAUGCUCGCAUCGCUUUCCUCGGUGGACGCAAGCUUACAGACAUUGGUCUCGGCGAUGAUCAGGAUCCCGACGCUUUUCAGACCGGUUACUCCGAGUGGGAACCCCGCAUCUGGCAAGCACUGGGUGUUGACAAGGUUGAGGGUCUCCCUGAGGAGCCUGCUCCCCUUACAAACGAAGAUAUCAAGAUCCAGUCCAACUACCUCCGUGGUACUAUUGCUGAGGGCCUGCUCGACGAGAGCACUGGUGCUAUCUCUGCUAGCGACCAGCAGUUGACCAAGUUCCACGGUACUUACAUGCAAGACGAUCGUGAUGUUCGUGAUGAGCGCAAGGCUCAGGGCCUUGAGCCUGCCUACAGCUUCAUGAUUCGUUGCCGUCUCCCUGGUGGUGUUGCUACUCCCUCUCAGUGGCUGCAGAUGGAUGCCAUCAGCAGCGCUUAUGGUAACGAGACCAUGAAGCUCACCACCCGUCAGACCUUCCAGUUCCACGGUGUCGUUAAGCGCAAUCUUCGUGGAGCUAUGCGUGCGAUCAACAAGGCUCUGAUGACGACUAUUGCUGCCUGUGGUGAUGUCAACCGUAAUGUCAUGUGCAGUUCGCUGCCUGAGCUCUCCUACUACCAUCGUGAAGUGCACGCCGUGUCCAAGAAGAUUAGCGACCAUUUGCUCCCUGCCACCACUGCCUAUCACGAGAUCUGGCUCCAGGAUGAGAAUGACAAGAAGGUCCAGGUCGCUGGGGAUGCUGUUGUUGACCAGGAGCCCUUGUACGGUCCUACCUAUCUCCCUCGCAAGUUCAAGAUUACCAUUGCAAUUCCUCCUCACAAUGAUACCGACGUAUACGCUCACGAUAUUGGUCUCAUUGCCAUCAAGGGUGCCGAUGGACACCUGGAAGGUUUCAAUAUCCUCGCUGGUGGUGGUAUGGGUACCACCCACAACAACAAGAAGACGUACCCCCAGACUGGUCGCAUGUUUGGUUACGUGCCCGCUGAUCAAGCCCACAUCGUUUGCGAGAAGAUUAUGCUUGUUCAGCGUGACUAUGGUGACCGCAAGAACCGGAAGCACGCCCGUCUCAAGUACACCAUUGACGAUAUGGGCGUCGAGGCGUACAAGGAGAAGGUCGAGGCUCUUCUUCCUGAUGGUCUCCGCUUCGCCGAACCUCGUCCCUUCAAGUUCGCUUCCAAUGUCGACACCUUCGGCUGGCAAAAGGACGAGAACGGUCUCAACCACUUUACCUUCUUCAUUGAGAACGGCCGUAUUGAGGACACCGCUGACUUCCGCAUGCGCACCGGUCUCCGCGAGCUCGCUUCUCUGGACAAGGGAGAGUUCCGCCUUACCGGCAACCAGCAUUUGAUCUUGUCCAACAUCAAGGAUGAGGAUUUGCCUGCCAUCAAAGAGCUGAUGGCCAAAUACAAGCUCGACAACACCUCCUUCAGCGGUCUCCGUCUGUCCUCCUCCGCGUGUGUCGCCUUCCCUACCUGCGGUCUGGCCAUGGCCGAAUCUGAGCGCUACCUCCCCGUCCUGAUCACCAAGCUCGAGUCCACUCUCGAGGAGGUUGGUCUUGCUCGCGACAGCAUCGUCAUGCGUAUGACCGGUUGCCCCAACGGUUGCGCCCGUCCCUGGCUCGCUGAGGUCGCUUUCGUCGGUAAAGCGUACGGUGCCUACAACAUGUACUUGGGUGGUGGCUACCAUGGACAGCGUCUGAACAAGCUGUACCGCUCCUCAAUCAAGGAGGACGAAAUCCUCGACAUCAUGAAGCCGCUGCUCAAGCGCUACGCCCUUGAGCGCAACACUGACGGCGAGGAGCCCGAGCGCUUUGGCGAUUGGUUGAUCCGUGCUGGCGUCAUCAAGGAGACCACUGAUGGUCGCAACUUCCACGAGGGGGUUGCUGAGGAGGAAGACGAGGAGUAA